GCCUCCUUUUGCCCGUCUCAAAUUACCCGGGCUCCUGCCAGUGCCCAGCCUUCUGCUCCCUCUACACUCUGGGCUCGCUGCAGGCAGCAGGACGUCCCUACCUCCAGCUCCAAGGUAGACAACCUGCACAGUCUGUGGCAUCUCCAGUGUGGGAGGCUUCUAAGAGCUGCCAGAGAAGUGUCUGUCAGAGAGGAAUGGCUGGCACCUUCUGCCGUCUCCUGGCCGGGCGCGCGGCCCCCGCUCUCUUCGCCGCCGCGGGCACGGGGGUGCUGGCCACGGGCUACCUGCUGGGCCAGCACAACGUCAGCGCCGCUGUGCAGGAGAAGAGGAAGCUCUUUCCCCCCAGCGCUGACUACCCUGACCUGCGCAAGCACAACAACUGCAUGGCCGAGUGCCUGACGCCGGGCAUCUACUCCCGCCUCAGGGACAAGAUGACCCCCAACGGGUACACCCUGGACCAGUGCAUCCAGACCGGGGUGGACAACCCUGGCCACCCCUUCAUCAAGACGGUGGGCAUGGUGGCCGGGGACGAAGAGUCCUACGAGGUGUUUGCUGAGAUUUUUGACCCUGUCAUUAAAGCGAGACAUAAUGGCUACGAUCCACGGACAAUGAGGCAUCACACGGACCUGGAUGCAUCCAAGAUCACCCACGGGCAGUUCGACGAGCGCUACGUGCUCUCGUCCCGGGUGCGCACCGGGCGCAGCAUCCGCGGGCUCAGCCUGCCGCCGGCCUGCACCCGCGCCGAGCGCAGGGAGGUCGAGAACGUCGUGGUCACCGCGCUCUCCGGCCUGCGGGGCGACCUGUCCGGCAAGUACUACAGCCUGACCAGCAUGACCGAGCGGGAGCAGCAGCAGCUGAUCGAUGAUCACUUUCUCUUUGACAAGCCAGUGUCCCCUUUGCUAACAUGUGCUGGGAUGGCCCGUGACUGGCCGGACGCCAGAGGAAUCUGGCAUAACAACGAGAAGACAUUUCUUAUUUGGAUUAAUGAAGAGGACCACACCAGGGUGAUCUCCAUGGAGAAGGGUGGCAACAUGAAACGUGUCUUUGAAAGAUUCUGCCGUGGAUUAAAAGAGGUGGAAAGGCUGAUCAAGGAGCGGGGCUGGGAGUUCAUGUGGAAUGAGCGUCUCGGGUACGUGCUGACCUGUCCCUCCAACCUGGGCACGGGGCUGCGCGCAGGAGUCCACGUCAAGCUGCCCAGGCUCAGCAAGGACCCCAGGUUCUCCAAAAUCCUGGAGAACCUGCGCCUGCAGAAGCGUGGCACCGGCGGGGUGGACACGGCGGCUGUGGCUGACAUCUAUGACAUCUCCAACCUGGACCGCCUUGGUCGCUCAGAGGUGGAGCUAGUCCAGAUUGUCAUUGACGGGGUCAAUUACCUCGUCGACUGCGAGAAGAAACUGGAAAGAGGUCAAGACAUCAAGGUGCCACCCCCCCUGCCUCAGUUUGGCAGGAGAUGAAGUUGCUGCUGAUGGCCGCAGCUGAGGGUAAACGUGGCUGCCAUUCUGAUGGAAAGGCACCCCUGUACAUCUCUGUAUAAAUGCAUUGUGUAAUAAAACACUACCUGACACCUGAA
Messenger RNA from Hirundo rustica (Barn swallow), 1570 nucleotides. It is a transcript of the gene CKMT2, whose product is annotated as creatine kinase, mitochondrial 2. The transcript has 11 exons. The record is from RefSeq and is a predicted model, not a curated record. Gene Ontology annotation, cellular component: mitochondrion. Gene Ontology annotation, molecular function: creatine kinase activity. Gene Ontology annotation, biological process: phosphocreatine biosynthetic process. NCBI's taxonomy places the organism in Eukaryota, Metazoa, Chordata, Aves, Passeriformes, Hirundinidae. The coding region runs from base 195 to 1454 and encodes 419 amino acids.